GGAGAUCGCAACAGGAGUUUUUGCGCGGGCGAGCGCGCUCACGCGCAGCGAAAGAGGGAAGACGGCGCCAGGGCAAAGGUUAGAGUCGUGUUGAUUGGAGACGGGAAGGAACCGCGCACAAUAAAAAGGGAGGAGCUACGAUUUUUUCCAACAUCUGGCGCGCGAUUGCGAACACCACAUCUGGAGCGAUGCCAGAAGUGGGGGUCGCGGCGACAGCGCCAACCGAUACCGCUGCCGCCGCCAACACCACCGACAGCGCCACCCAUCCAGCGGAAGUAGGCUGCAACGACGACAAGCAAGGGAGCUCUUUGCCAACGGACUCCGAGAUGAAUAGCCCCACCAGGGACCUCAUGUCUGAAGGAGAGGGGCAGCAUGGAGGACAACAACAACAACGGCGCCAUGGCGGAGACGAUGAUGACAGGGGGCAGGAGAAGGGCGGUUCAAAUGAGGAGCAUAAGGCAGGAGAAUCGACGGCCGGGCCGAACGAAGCGGCAGCGGGAUCGAAAGAAGCGACGGAGGAACCGAAAGAGGCUACUGAGGAACCGAAAAAUGUGGCUGAGGGAUCGAAAAAUGCGGCGGAGGGAUCGAAAGAAGCGACUAAGGAACCGAGAGAUGCGACCGAGGGAUCGAAAGAUGCAACUGAGGGAUCGAAAGAUGCGGCUGAGGAACCAAAAGAUACGGCUGAGGAACCAAAAGAUACGGCUGAGGGAUCGAAAGAUGCGGCUGAGGGAUCGACGGAAGCUUCAGAGGGACCGAAAGAAGCGACAGCGGGAUGGAAAGAACGUGCCGAGGGAUUGAAAGAAGUGACGCGGGGAUCCAAACAAGCGUCUGAGGGACCGAAAGAAGCGGGGGGUGGAUCAACAGCGAUGGAGGAACGGAAAGAGGCGACUGAGGGACCGAAAAAAGAAGGCGCCCAGGGACCGAAAGAAGGGGCCGAGGGAUCGAAAGAAGCGACGAAGGGAUCGAAAGAAGCGACUGAAGAACCUAAAAAAGCGACGGCAGGAACGGCCGCGCUAGGAAUGGAGAUGGAAAUUGACGACCCACCUGCUGCUACCCCUGCCCAAUCAAAGAAACGCCGCCGAGAAGACGGGCCAGAAGAAGACCCUAGCGCCGGGGCAGUUGAGAAGGCCUCAGGAGAGAGCGACGCUAGCAUGGUGAUCGAGGCCGGCGGCGCCGGGGCUCAAGAAAGCGAGCGGGACUCGCGGCGGCCAGGCCCGGAAACGCCCAAGCCACUGGAGGACCCGAAGGUGGACGAGGUCGUGUCGCAAGACCUGGCCACCCAGGAGAUCAAGCGUCGGCAGCAGCCGCGACCGAACGGCGGCGGCAAGGCCGAAGGCGAGGAGAAGAGCGGGCUUGGGAAACUGGGAAAAGAACGGACUUCAGCUGGCGGCAGCGAGCCGCAGACAGCGGGAAGCAAGGGCAAACAAGAUCCCCCCCCGAAAGUCGGCGGCAGCGGCAAUGCCGCCGGGGAAUCAUCAGGAGGGGAUGAGGGGGUCAGGGCCGAGGGUAAAUCUACAAAGCCGAACGGCGUGGCGGUAGCGGGUGCGGCAUCGUCAUCGCCAUCCAAGGCUGCCGGUGCCAUGCCGCCGCCCCUGCCGAAGUCGUCCGCGGUCGAUCUGCCUUCUUCUACUUCCUCUCUGUCUUCUUCGGGACCAGGAGAAUCACCUUCGUCCACCAGCGACAGAAAAACAGCGGUUAAGGCGCGCAGCAGCGAAGGAGCGAGGCCGGGACCCGAAGCCAGGAAGGAGACCAAGAGGCAGGCUGCGAAGGGAGAGGGGAAGGGGAAGGGGAAGGGCGCGGAGGAAGGAGCGGGAGAGGAGAGACGCACCAUCAGCCAGUGUCCCGACCACGCGCUGCCGGUGGCCCGGACGUUCUUUGACUUUGAGGCCGUGAGCGACUUGGAGAUGAGGAUGCUCCCGGAGUUUUUCACCGGCCGGAGUGCGUCCAAGACGCCGGAGAUGUACAUGCAGUCGCGGAACUACAUGGUCCGGUCGUACCAACGCAUGCUGGAGGUCGACCCGGAUGGGCAGGCGUUUCUGACGGGGACAGAGUGCCGGCGAAAGCUGGCCGGAGAUGCUUGCUCCAUCUUACGGAUACACGACUUCCUCGACCGUUUCGGCCUCAUCAACACCCGUGCAGUCGGUCAGCGCCCGGCUUCCUACUCCAUAGCGCCGCCCGCCACGCACCUGUGGAACCAGACCCCUCGGUCCGCGGGGCCCCCUCCUCCCACCCGCCGAGCAGCAGCAACAACGGGCGGACACGGUGGCGCUUCUGCUGCUGCCGCUGCUGCUCCAACGACGACAACCGCAGAGCGGGGGGUUGGGCGGGGAGACGGGGGAGGUAAGCCGGGAGCGCUGCGGGCGCAGCAGCGGGCCGGCCUGGGCUCCGGGGCCGGCGGCGGCGGUGGCGACGAAAGGGAGUGGCGCCGGGAGGAGCUGGUUCUCCUGAUGGAAGCGGCGGUCGCGAACCCGAACCGGUGGGACGCCGUGGCGCGCCAGGUCGCGGGAGGGCGGACACCCGUGGAGUGCAUGCAGCGGUUUCUCAGCCUGGCCGUCGAAGAUGUGGUCCAGGGCAACGAGAAGCUUCCGGCGGCCGUGCCGGCGGCGGCGGCGGCUUCCGCUGGGACAGGGGCUUCAGUCGAGGAGGCGGCGGGCUCGACAGCGGGGGCGGGCGGCGGGGGCGGCGCUGCUGCUGCUGGCCAGCAGACCGCAACCGCUGGCGGCAGUAGCAGCAACGGCAGCAGUGCUGGUGCAGCAAGUGGCGAGGGCAAGGACGCAGGUACCAUCCCCGAUCAAGGAGGCUCGCAGAAUCGACCGAACCAGCAGCAACAGAGACCGGACUAUUUGGGCCCAGAGGUGCCCGCGCUGGUGCUCGCGUCGGCGCUUGUCUCUAGCGUCCACCCGGAGGUGCUCAAGGCGGCGAUGUCCGCCGCCGCGGAGGCUGCCGACGCCGUCACCGCUGCCGCCACCGCGAACCACGACAGGGAUAGGGGUUUCCCACCCGCCGGGGGUAGCGGCGGUGGAUUUAGAGCAGGCGUACCGGCGGCGGUAGAAGAGAGCGGCAGCAGACCAGGGGAGGAGGACGGUGACCUCGAGAUGCCAGACGUGAAGGAUUUAGCCGGGCCGGCACCCAGAAGCCGGCCAGGAGAACCACCGGCAGUGGACACGGCGCCUGUCGCCGCGAACGGCGGCGGGGCAGGGGCAGGAGAGGAUGGUCGUGUCGCUGUUGGUGGUGCCCCGGGUUCACGAGCGGCUAGGGGUUGUGCCGGUGGUAGCAGCAGCGCCUCCCUGAGCAGCAGCGCCGGUGGGCUUGAGCUUGCGACCGCCGCGCGGGCGGCGGUGCUCUCGGUGGCCGGGCUGCAGGCCCGCGGCUUGGCGGAGCAGGAGGAACGGCGAACGGAAGCGCUCCUCGCGGACCUCCUCGAGGCCAGAGUUCAACGGUUGGAGGCGAAGCUGCACUGCUUUGAUGAGCUCGACCAGGUGCUGGAGACGGAGCGUGCGUGCCUGGAACACGACCGGGCCGAGCUCGUUUUCGAGCAGGCUAGGUCUAUGCUGCCCAAGUGAAACUGCCGCGGCGCCGGCUUGGGAGCUUUGAAGACUUUACGCCCCACGGCUAGUCCAAACAGUUUUUGUUAUUACAAACGGUGCUUGUUGCCUCGUCGUGCAAGGCGCGUGCGGCUAGAUUGCAGCUUCGCAAUACAGCGCGUGCGUCGUGAGGCGCGACAGAAGAACGCGUGUGAUAGGCAUGCAACAAUUCAUGCUGGUUGAUGGGGGAGGUGUUUAGUUUUUCCGGUCUCUUCCUCUAAUCAACUUGGAUUGAUGUUGGCUUGGUCCAUUGGAAAAAUCUGUUUUACGUAGUGACUCGAUUUGACCUCUUCUUUUUUGUGUCCUUGACGGGGCCCGUUUUCUUCCUGUUUACGUCAACAACUACUGUUUGUGGCCAUCUCGGAGGAGCAGGAAAUUGUCGCCGACAAGCAGCACGCUUGUGACUUGAGUUGCGCUCCGCGCUUGGGUCUGAAAGCUUGAGCCAGGGCGAUGCGCGGCGUAAAAAAAGAGCCUUGCCUCCUGCCACUCUCGUCCUUGUCGCUGUGCUUGCAUCCCUCGACAUGGAAAUUUCGUUUUGUUUGUUGAAACCCCAACCUUUCGUCGGUGACUGUACGUAUGUCGUUGUUUUGUUAUUUUUUUCCGGGUUCCGGUUGCAAGAUAGACGUACGGGGGGCCCGCGGUUGUUGCAGUCGACCCCACAUGUGUCCAGGAAUAUCUGUCUAUUGUCAUUGUGACGACGUCCUCCCUGCAAACCAGUCUUGUUGAUUUGUUGCAUUCGUCGGUGUCAAUGCGUCCUCCUGCUCUUGUUACUUGCGACCGGCACGGCUCGUGAUGGCCUUCAAACCGGUUGUUGUUUACGUCGCCUUGCCCUUGUAUGUGUGCGUGUCUGGGCGGUUGACGGGGCGACCGCCCGUAUGUAGGGGGAAAAGGGGCGUGGUUCUUGU
Ectocarpus sp. CCAP 1310/34 is the source of this 4489-nucleotide messenger RNA. Lineage: Eukaryota; Phaeophyceae; Ectocarpales; Ectocarpaceae. The record is from the annotation of a GenBank genome assembly.